AUAUAGGGAUGACAAUCUUCUACCACAUUGGUGAAUUGGAAGGGAAUAUGCUCACUAUCUCAUCUCUUAUUUAUUUUAUUUUAUGCAGUACUAAUAAAAAAAAAGUAAUGUUAGAAAAAUAAAUAAAUAAGUAAAUGGAUUCAAACCUGAUUUUAUCUUUUUGCCACUCCUAACUGAAUUGUUCGUUCGUGCAGAGAUUGAUUGUGUACUAAUUUAGAAGAUUGAGACUCAACUUGCUCUUAUUGAGUAGGUUGUGGACCAUUUUAAACUCUGGAAUAACAUUGAUGACCAACUAUGCAAUUCUCCCAUUGUUUCAACUUUCAAUUACGCCCUUAUUAUCCAUCUAUGACUCCUCGACGGAUUUAGGCAACGAAAGUACAAUAAUUCAGGAGCCAUUAAGGAAUCCUUAUUGAAGUAAGAUUACUAGAAAAUCUUAAUCCCAUUCUAUUUUAGCAUUGUUCAAUUAGAACUCGACUUCAUAAAAUCCUAUAAAAUGAAAUUCAGGAUCAAUUAAGGAAACCCUGUUGAAGUAAGAUUAUUAGAGAAUCUUCUCACAUUCUGAUUUAGCCUUAUUCAAUUAGAACUCGACUUCAUAAAUUCCUAUAUAUGUCUGAAUAUGGCAAUUUCCAAUUACAAAUUAUAUUUUCUGUUCAUGUCAUUGCUAUUCCUUUAUUGAGAAAUUAUGGCGUUUAAACCCAAUUUCGACAAUGCCCUGUCGUUCGUUGAUAUUGUGAAGCAACGGUUUCACGAUCAAGAAAGCAUUUAUCGGGAGUUUCGUUAUCUUUGUGAAAGGCUCAGAAGAGAAUUUACAGAGCCAGAAAGUGUAAUUUCACAGGUGAAGAACUUGUUCAGCGGUCAUCCGGAUUUGAUUUCACAAUUCCUCAAUUUUGUGCCAAAGAUUUUACGGAGGGACAAAGAUACUGCUGCUGCUUCUGCUUCUGCUUCAACAACGUCAAGAAAUUCAUCCGAUGAGGUUGGAAGGGAAAAAACAAAAUCCUGUAUUGAAUUUGUGAAUUGGGUUGCGGAAACAUUGCAGGAUGAUUACAAGUUUAAAUCGUUUCUUGAUGCUGUUAAUGGUUUUCGGAAAUACAAGGACAUUGAUCGGGUUCGUGAGAGGGUUUCUGUUAUAUUCAAGGAUCACCCGGAAUUGGAUAUUGAGUUUUCCAGGUUUUUACUGGAUGCUGUGCUGCGGCAGAUAACUGAAUGUGAAGAAGUCCUGUUCGAUUGUGAGGAAAAAAUGUAUGAAUUUGACAUGAAAUAUCAUUCUUUGAAAUCAAAUAUGGAGGCCGUGGAUCGAAUGGCAGAGGAACUGAAAAAAAAUCAGAACGAGUCGACCUCCAUUGAAGAUUACCUAGCCACCGUAAAGUCGCGUCUGAAUAAAAAGUACAUGAAGCUUAAUCAGGACCGCGAAAGGUCCAAGAUAAAGUGCGCAAGAAAUAUGAAAGAAACCCAUGAAAAGAUAAACAAUCUUAUGGUUUCUGUCAAGAAAGCAAGUGCAAGUGCAAAGAGGUCGAGCACAGAAUCAACACUUAAGGCUGAAGACAACAAGGAGAAUACUUUCUCGGAGAAUGAGGCGAAUCCAAUAUCUGAUCCCGAGCAAGUUCAGAGGGUUAAAAGAGUCAGAAUAAUAUAUUCUAAGGGUUGAUCGUAAAAAUUUAUCACCUAACCAAUUGAAGUAGACAAACACAAUUUCAUGCCAUUUUUACAGCGGUUGUCAUGAUCUAUUUGCACUUUUUGAAAAUAU
Messenger RNA from Olea europaea var. sylvestris, 1744 nucleotides. RefSeq names its product paired amphipathic helix protein Sin3-like 2. Lineage: Eukaryota; Viridiplantae; Streptophyta; Magnoliopsida; Lamiales; Oleaceae. The record is from RefSeq and is a predicted model, not a curated record. Bases 683 to 1645 code for a protein of 320 amino acids. Gene Ontology annotation, biological process: negative regulation of transcription by RNA polymerase II. Gene Ontology annotation, cellular component: histone deacetylase complex; chromatin. Gene Ontology annotation, molecular function: transcription corepressor activity. The transcript is spliced from 2 exons.